This is a messenger RNA of Chlamydomonas reinhardtii, 2671 nucleotides long. RefSeq lists its product as uncharacterized. Lineage: Eukaryota; Viridiplantae; Chlorophyta; Chlorophyceae; Chlamydomonadales; Chlamydomonadaceae. The record is from RefSeq and is a predicted model, not a curated record. The transcript is spliced from 2 exons. Bases 548 to 1216 code for a protein of 222 amino acids.
CUCGACAGAAACUGCAGUAGUUCAUUGUGACAUGAAUAUGAGCGAUACCAUCAAUCAAUCGAUCGCUGAAAUAAUUAACAAUAUCUAGCUUCUCACUGAGAGUAAAGUUCGGGCCCGACCAGAGACUCUACUGCUCUGGUGGUGCCCUGCUUCUGGCGCGUCAAGAAGUGCGGGUAAGUCUGAUCUCUGACGGUCAAUCGGGUCAGGAUCCGCAAAUUCUAGCGUCUCGGUGAGACCAAUAGGAUUCAUCGGAAGAUGGGCAAGGUAGCUGCAGCACUGCCCACCGGAAGAGCGUGAGACGCAUGCAAGCGCUGCACCAGUCAUUGGGGGUAGGCGAGUGGCCUGCCUGCUGUAUGCGGACGACCUUACACUGUGCGCACUGACUGUACAUCGCAUGCAAUUCCUACUGAAUCGUUUGUAUGAGUUUUGCAUCGCUUUCGGCAUGCGAGUAAACAUAGCCAAGUGUGAAACGCUAGUCUUUGCCCCCCUGCGCCACCAGCAACAAACUGGGAUGGCACAGGCGUGUGCACUCAGCGACGGCCCAGAUAUGGUCCGCACACCUAUCAAGGAGCGUGCGCGUUACCUGGGCCUGCACUACGGCCCAGCAGCAUCGUUUGAUUCGUGCUACCAAGAGCUCAUUACAGCGGGCAAUGCAGGGCUCAGCCUAGCUGCCCUCAGCUGCACGAGUGCGGCGCCUGGUGCCCGUGUUCCAGUGCCCACGUUCCCUGACAAACAGCGGGGCACUGAUACACGGUUCGGCGGCGGCAACGAGACGGAGGCGCAGCUGGCGGGCCAGGCGGCGGCCGGGUUCGGCAGCGGCAACGAGACGGAGGCGCAGCUGGCGGGCCGGGCGGCGGCCGUGUUCGGCGGCGGCAACGAGACGGAGGCGCAGCUGGCGGGCCGGUUCGGCGGCGGCAACGAGACGGAGGCGCAGCUGGCGGCCCGGUUCGGCGGCGGCAACGAGACGGAGGCGCAGCUGGCGGGCCGGUUGGAGGGCGCGGCGGCGGGCGGCCGCGCCCGCCUGAAGCAGGUCAACCCACGCCGAUGGUCGGGCCAGGUCGUGCACAAAAAGUGCGGCCAGGUCCUGGUGAUUGACAGGGCGCCUCAGAUGGCAAAGCAACGCGGUGUGAGGGUGAGGUGCAAGCACUGCAAGACAGGUGUGACUGUCAGCACCAAGGAGCUGGUGAUGGACCUGUGCGACAGCGACAGCGAGUGAAUGAGCGCGGCUGCACGUGUGGGGCAAGGGGAGGGGCAUCAUGCACGCAUGUUUUGAGGUGCAAGUUAGGACUGUGCUUUCGUAUGGUGCUGAAAUCUGGGGCCCCGACGCGCUAUACGCGCUGUUCGAGGGCACCGGCUACGGAGGGUACGGAACCACCGAGGACAGGGGCAAUCCUGGGGGGCUUCGCCCCCACUGGAUCGCUUCGCUCAGGGGGCUCAGCCCAAAAAGCACUCACGGACCCGAUGGUCACAGUGCAAUCCAUGUUCCUGGCAAGGGCGGCAGGGGCCAGCAGGCCCACCUACCGCCUGCUCUAUGCUGAGUUCAGUACACACCCCUUGCACCUGCACUGGGCACGUUUGACGUUUGGUUUCUGGAACCGCAUACUGCGCCAUCGUGCAUCACUUGCGCACACUUUCCUUGAGGAUGCUGUCGAGAGCGCAGCAUCAGGAGGUUUCAUGCGAGGAUGCUGGGUUAGCAAGGUUUACGGUGUCUGCAAGGCACUAGGCUACGAUUGGCUCACGCGGUGCCCAGAUGGGGCCCAGGGUGUGCAAGCCUGGAUCAUGCGCACAGAGCUAACGAAGUGCUUGCGAGUGAAUGCGAAUGCAAGACGCCGUCGCGAGCUCCAGGCUAGCAAUAAACAUCACGAAAGAAGUUAGUGUCAGCGGCAAUGCGGUUACUUGUUACCUUCGAGACGAGACACCGGUGCGCGCUCCACGCUGCUCCGCAUUCGGCACGCCAAACGGAGUCCGAGUGUCGUGGAGACUGCUGCCGCUUGCAGGGGCGGACGCGUGCUGAUCUGCUGGAUAAUUUUGUAGGGCAGCUGACAGUCGAGUGGCGAGCCGAAAGCUUGGAGGAAAACCCGCGCUCCUUCCCGGAAACAGAGGGCCGCAGAAGGCCAGGCGCACCAGGUGACUUUACCAACCUGCCUUGCCACUGUCCCACCACACACCAGGUGUGAAAAUGUGCCGUUACUUGCAAUAAUGGAUGGGGCUCCCCCGCACGGACGCCCUGGUUGACGGCGGCAAACUUGCACAUAUGAAGGAUUUUGUGGCGUAUAAGCACGUUAGUGCACUCAUCAGGUUUAGGCUAGGAUGUUGGGAUGUGGAAGCUAAUAGGCCAGUGCGCAAUGGAGUGCGUCGCCUGCGGGCGCAACGGUGGUGUCGGGUAUGCCGUGGCGAGUGUGUCGAGGACGAGAAGCACGCGCUGCUUGAAUGCGAAGCUUACGCCGAGCUGAGGGUAGCUUAUGGUAUAUCUGGCAAUAAUAUGAAGAGCGUUAUGCUUAGCACAGAAGUCAGAAAACUGGCCGCGUUCCUGUACUCGGUACAGAGUCUGCGCGCCAGCUUACUGCGGGGCGAUUGAUUGACCUCUUUUGUCUUUGCCUUUAGGCGCCUCCGGACUCAAAGGAGUUAGUGGGGCCGCAUGGACUACGACGCCAUGUAAAUGCUCAUGCUC